AGAUAACAGGAUCAAACAGCCUACAGAGAUACUUAUUCAUAAAAGAGCAGCCAUUUGCCAUUAGCGUCAGUUAGUCACUGGUUCACAUGGACCGUUUCCGGGGAGUGUGUUGCGAAAUGUUGCAGUUGUGUUCUUGAACAGAUCCUGACUUCCAGGGAAAUUGCAACACUGGUGUUCCAAAUUGGCUUCUGUAUUCAAAGGACGACAGUUGUGAGCUCCCGGUCUGCCUCGUGAACAGAAACAAAAGAGACAAGAGUGGGAUGUCGCGAGAAAUGGAAGAAGAGCGAGAUAGUAGCUUGUGCUUUGACACUGACUCUGACACAGCAAAUAAGAAGAGUGAUAGUAAGUGUACAGUGAAAUGGACUCGGGAAGAGGAUGAAAUUCUCAAAACCCUGACCAGCAAGUUGGGUAAAGAUGAUUGGGAAACCGUUGCCAAGUAUUUACCAGGGCGGACAGAAGUGCAGUGUAUGCAUCGCUGGGUAAAGUACCUGGAUCCUGAUUUAAUCAAGGGGUUCUGGUCAAGAGAAGAAGAUGAAAAGAUAGUAGACUUAGUGGAAAAGUAUGGCACCAAACACUGGACUUUGAUUGCCAGGCACCUUAAGGGGCGAGUUGGGAAACAGUGUCGUGAACGCUGGCACAACCAUCUCAACCCACAAAUCAAUAAGAGCUGCUGGACUGCUGAAGAGGGCCUCAUAAUCUACAAAGCCCAAUCCGUCCUGGGUAACCGUUGGUCUGAGAUUGCAAAGCUGCUCCCAGGAAGGACGGAUAAUUCUGUAAAAAAUCACUGGAACUCCACCAUCAAACGUAAAGCAGAGCUGGGUCAUUACAAAGAGGAGGCUGACCGCAUCUCCCUUGAUAUACAACAAUUUGUUGAAGGAGAGGUGGACUUUAAGUGUGAUGUUGUAUUAGACACUGAACCAGUAACUCCUAAAUUGCCACAGGUUAAGCUAGAGAAAGAGACGGAGAGUAUUCAAAUCAAUCAGAAGAUGGCUGUUCCCGUUCCACCAACUCCAAAUCCAGAAUCGUUGAGAGAGUCGUCUUCCCAAAAUUCUUCCUGUCCAAGCUCCAGCACAGCUGCUGCACCAGCAGUAGACAACAAAAAGAUUGUUGAUGCAGCACUGAGGAUGAUUGCUGAAGACAUGCUGCCUCUCAGUUUUGUUGAAGGCGCAGGCUUCAGGUCAUUCAUCAGCACUAUUAGACCUGAAUCCAACAAGCUAUCCCAGCGUGUCAUUGGCCUACAGCUAUAUGAUGAUGUGGAGAGAACUAUCAAGCCUCAGCUCAUCCGGGACCUUCAAUCCUGCCUUGCCAAAAGCCAAGGUGAUGAAGGUGUCAUUCAUAUCACCCUUGAUCUCUGGGCAGGGGAUCAAUCCAAUCCAAAGGAGGAGCCCAUUAUUGUUGUACAGCUACACUUUGUCAGUGAUUCCUGGCAGAUCCGGCGUCCCAUCGUGGCACUCCGUCAUCUCACCCACAAGAACCUCAGCACUGCUGUAUCCAGAGAGCUCGAAGGUGUGCUGUUGAGCUUUGGCAUCUUCCCUCGCAGUAUUGGCUACAUCCUCACCAACCAGGCCAAGGAAGCUAUCACCAGAAACAACAUGUUCUGUGACUACAAGAUCAUGUGCUCAUCGAAUAGAGGAGAACCAGAUGGAGAUGAGAUAGUAGCAUUUUUGUCGGACCAGAUGUCUGAAACAGAGUCCCCUUUUACAGGGCUUCAGAUCGGGACCAACACUACUUGUGUUGCAAACACAUUGCAGCUUGUGAUUAAGGAGGCACUGAGGAACUCAAGAGUGGUUGAAAAUCUUCUCUCACGGGUCCACAAUGUGGUGGCUUUUUUUCGGAGCAGUGUCUACUGGAGUGAGGUGUUAUUGAAGGAAUGCAACAUCUCUCUGUGCCCUUCCUCCAGCAACUGUCGCUGGAACUCUUUGAUGUUGUCUUUACGCCGCAUGGUGCAGGAAUCUGCUUGGAGCGCCAUCAUGACUCUCCUAGCCCAGGCUCGGAUAGAAGCUAAUGACACUGCCAGUGUCCCGCCUCUGGUCAUGGUCAAGAGAGAGCAAGUGAUUGACAUCCUUGGUCUCCUUGAGCCCUUUGGUGAGGCCAUGCAGAACCUGCAAGGAAACGGAGUGACUAUCUCUUUAACCAUACCUUCCCUCAUUGGCCUUGAUAAGACCUUGCAGAAUCUUACCACAAGCUAUGCUCAUUUUAACAACGCCCUGCGGACAGGCCUCCAGACACACUUCCAGGCAAUGAUUCAGCAGAAGGACAUGAUUGCAGCAGCUGUUCUUGACCCAAGGAUCAAACUGCAGCCUUUCUCUGAUACUGAAGUUGAGGACCAAGUGAGUUUCCUAACGCCGCCGUCAAAGUAUCAGGCUCGUGCCGUCAUGGAAGCCAUGUUAAAAAGCCCAGAGGCCUCAGCACCUUCCUCUGAAGAGGCAGAUAAAGACAAGAGGGGCAAGGAGUAUGGAAACGAGGAGAGCCAAGCCAGCACACUGAUGGAGAUAUCUGGUGUCCCCUCAAAUGAUAAAAACUGUAACACAUUCUGUGAAAAUGACCUGAAGCGUAAGUCAGUUGUUGACAUCCUACAUCCAGCUGCUAAGACCAUGAAGAUGUCGGAACUUGAUGUGUACCUAUCAGAACCACUAUUGGAAAGUAACUCCAUCUUGUUGUACUGGAAAUCUGCUAAUCGGUUCCCCCGACUCCGGGGCCUUGCCAUGAAGCUGUUAGCCAUACCAGCUACCUCAGGGGGUUUUGACAGGCUCUGUCCCAUGGCAGCCUGUAUUGUGAGAGCUAAGAGAAACCGCUUGCCACCUCACACUACAGAGAGACUGCUUCUAUACAAAAACUCUUUAAAGACGAAGACUGUUAAAAAGUACAGUGGGGCUGCUAAACACUGACGGGCCACACUACAGUUUGGUCUCGUUAGACAGUGUUCCACAUAGAAACCUUGACACUGACUUGUCUUAUUACACUAAACUGAGAUGUUGUUAAAGAGAAACUCUGCACCAUUUCUGACCUUUUUUUUUAUUUUUAUAAGCUGUUGAAAAUUGGUUAAGAUGACAUAGAAUACUGAGUGAAAGGCAGCUCGUGUGGACCUCAAUACAAACAAGCUCGAGUCCGUUCCAAUACAAUAUCGACUUCUGAUAGUUACACAAUCCCUGAAAGCACCUGCUAUUGUUUGAUGACAUUAUACAGUAGCAUCUCAGAGCAACACCAAACCUUUCAGGACGUCAGGUGUAGUAAGCGGUAAAAGAUAGAAACUUUGGGCCAAGAAUUACUUUGCUUUGUAUUGUUUUUAAAGAAAAAAUGGUUUUACAUUAGCUUAAUUGUUAAUUGUGCCUACAGAUAUAGACAUUUAGACAGGGCUUUCAAACAAAGCUAUGUUACAAUUGAAUAACAGAUUAUUAAUUUUUGUCUCAGAGAUUGUUAAUAUUGUAGCAACUUCCGUCCUUCAGCGUCCUGAGAUAUUACAUGAGGAUGUUUCUGAGAAUUUCCUGGUAUUUAACAAAUAAAUCUAUAUUUCCUACGGCUUUA
This is a messenger RNA of Notolabrus celidotus (New Zealand spotty), 3525 nucleotides long. It is a transcript of the gene mybl2a, whose product is annotated as v-myb avian myeloblastosis viral oncogene homolog-like 2a. NCBI's taxonomy places the organism in Eukaryota, Metazoa, Chordata, Actinopteri, Labriformes, Labridae. The coding region runs from base 261 to 2888 and encodes 875 amino acids. The transcript is spliced from 13 exons. Gene Ontology annotation, cellular component: nucleus. Gene Ontology annotation, molecular function: protein dimerization activity; DNA-binding transcription factor activity, RNA polymerase II-specific; RNA polymerase II cis-regulatory region sequence-specific DNA binding. The record is from RefSeq and is a predicted model, not a curated record. Gene Ontology annotation, biological process: regulation of DNA-templated transcription.